This is a messenger RNA of Solanum pennellii, 1280 nucleotides long. RefSeq lists its product as uncharacterized. The record is from RefSeq and is a predicted model, not a curated record. Bases 170 to 811 code for a protein of 213 amino acids. Lineage: Eukaryota; Viridiplantae; Streptophyta; Magnoliopsida; Solanales; Solanaceae. The transcript has 10 exons.
GAGAAAAAUAGAUUCUCUUGAAACACUAAUUAGCAAAGAAAAAAGAACCAUAAACUUUCUGCAAAUAGACUUGUGUAAUUAAAAGCAGAGUGUUAUCCCGUACAGUAUUUUUCUGCAGACAGUGACGAUAUAUGAUAUUCUUUUUCUCCGUUUAGCUUCUGAAUUGCUCAUGUCUUCUCCUCUUAUCGUUACACUCUCAUCAUCCCUUCGCUCUUCGUUACCUCUCCACCGCCAUGUUAGCAUUUCCAACGUGCUCUGCAGUCGUCAUUCGUACCUGCGGCAAAAACAGUUCUCUUCCAGGCAUCUGCUUCGUCUCUGCUCUGUUAAUAGUGAUCAGAAUGUGUACAAGUCACCAGAAUUUCAAAACAGUCCUCUAGAUCAAAAAGGUACUGCAGAAAAAGAUGAAAUUAGUCAAACAGAAUCACCCACAUCAAACACGGUUCUGACGAGACUGAGAAGAUAUGGUGUUGCAGGAGUAUUAUCAUAUGGACUACUUAAUACUGCAUACUACCUUACUACCUUUCUUAUCGUGUGGUUUUAUGUUGCUCCAUCACCUGGAAGAAUGGGUUACCUUGCUGCAGUUGAACGGUUUCUCAAAGUAAUGGCCAUGGUAUGGGCUGGUAGCCAGGUUACAAAGAUUGUCCGAGCAGGGGGGGCUUUAGCUCUCGCUCCUUUUGUGGACACAGGAUUAUCAUGGUUUACAACCAAGAUGAAGUUUAAAUCACAAGGGAAAGCUUUCGCAGUUGUUGCCGGGUUUUGCUUUAGUUUGGCUUUUAUGCUGUUUCUCAUAGUUACAUUACUCUGGGCGUGAAAAUUUUCUGUUGUUCAUCCCUCCACGUGGGGAUCUACCGAGUUCUUCUGCUGAAGGUAAUGCUUGUUCAGCCACAAAGUUAUCACUUUCUACGCAAAUUUUGUAUGUGGCCUUGGAGGAUCUGACAAAAAAUGAUGCAUACCCUUCAGACUUUUUAUCAUGCUAGUAGUAUUGAUAAUACAUGUAAUUCAUUCCUUAGAAUUUCUAGCAUAUGGUAUUGUCUUGUACUGCCAAGCUUGUGUAUCUAUGAAGUAGCCUUCGUCAUGUAAUCUGCAGGAGAUGCAAUCGAAACUCUCUUGCUGUUGGAGUAAAUCAGCUUGUCAAUGAGAAAACAUUUCCCGUCUGAAAUACUGAAUUCAUGCUUUGCAAUUGGUUGUCAUAAUGUGCAAAGUGAUAAUAUACUUAUGUUUAAAUGUUCAUAUGGAUUGGUGAUGAUUAUAUUUAUAGAUUAUCUUUUCUCUUUCUCUUA